Trichobilharzia szidati is the source of this 2967-nucleotide messenger RNA. NCBI's taxonomy places the organism in Eukaryota, Metazoa, Platyhelminthes, Trematoda, Strigeidida, Schistosomatidae. The record is from the annotation of a GenBank genome assembly.
GUGCGGUUUUCGAAGUGUAGCGCUACAACUCAGUCUCAAAAACAAGUUCUUCUGCAUCUACUAAGGCGUGGAUAGUCAAGUAAUAUCAGUAACCACCAUUCAAUACGUUAGAGAUUCUGUAUAACGUUUACAUUUGCAUGUAGUUGAAAAGUAAGAAAAGAGUCUGCAAUUAUGUCAGAUGAUAGUGAUGCAUUUGCUAGUGCAGAUGAAAGUUUGCAUACUAGCACCACUACCAAUACUACUACUACUAAUACUAAUACUAGUAGUAUAAAAGAAAGUCAUCCAGCAAAAGAAGAAUCUUCGUCAACUAUCUCAAAGGCGGCGAAUACAAGUGACCGUGAUAAUGACUCUGGUCAAAUAGAAGAAGCAACUAUAUCAAGAACAACUGAGCAUACAUCGUCACCAUUGGUUAAAGAAUCGAAUUCAGGGGAAUUAAAAAAGAAAAAAAAGGUGAAACAGAAAAAGUUGAAAUCUGCUACUCCUAAAAAACGUGAAAAAGUAAAAGAAGCUUCACUAAAUAUCGACUCAAAGUCAACGGUUAAAGAAGAUAUUCUUUCUGUUUCCGAAAUUGUUGGAAGUGAAGAUAAAAAAAUCGAUUCCGAAGCUGUAUUAUCACCUUCCUCUGAAAAAAUUGACACACCAGCUGAGAUCGUUAAAUCUGAGACAAAGGAAUUGAUAAAUGCUGUGAAUGAUGUAAUUGUUCCACAGGGUGAUGAACCAUGCGAGCAGAUGUUUGACUCCAACAAUCCCAAUGAAGGAGUCAGCAGUUUACCCGAAGAAAUGACACCUAAAUCCGCAGAUACUUCAGGGGAUUCAAAACAAUCCACAUCCUCUAUGGAAAUUCAUUCUGUUAUAGACAAACUAUCAAAAGUUGAACCUAUCCCAGAAUUAGAUUUCAUCGCAUCAACUGCUACAAAUAUUGCCCGUGGUCUAGGUGAUGGAUUGAGUUCACUUGUUGGCGUAUUAGGUGAUGUUAUCCAAUUGAAUCCAUCAGAUACCAGCAGUGUGAAUGAAGAAACUCUUAAGAGAAGAGCUGAAAGACAAACUGAAGAACAAAUGGAAAGAAAAGCAAUCUCAGAUGCAUGGAAUAAUGUUUGGGGUACAUCAUGGACUAAUGAUGAUGAUGUUGAUGACGAUGAAAAUGGUAAUCAAAAUGAUGGUUGGGAAGUAGACAGUCCAGUGGAAUCAGAAGAUAUAUCUAAAUCAAAGUUGGAUAACAAUAUCCCUGAGAAAACUAACAUUCAAGAAGGUGUAAAUCAAGGAGUUGAUGCCUCACAUAAGGAACCAAAGUGUCAUGAUAAUGUAGUGUCACAACAGAAAUCUGAGAGUAAUAAUUUCUCAUGGGGUUGGAGUGGUCUUUCAUCAUUCAGUCAACAGCUUACUUCUUCGUUACAAGCAACUAGUUUAAAUUUAGUCCAAGGCAGUGUUGAUGUCCUCGAAUUGAUAGGACGUAAAACAAUGUCUGUCCUAGCUGAAAAUGAUCCUGGUUUUGAGUAUACAAAGAAAUUUUUACGUCCAUCAAAUUCAUCAGAUAAUCGUCCAAAUCUUUCUAAGAUAUUACGAGAAGCCUAUGAAUUGCAUUCCUCUUCAGAAUAUACUAAUAACAAGACUUCUAAAGAUUCUAAAGGCGAUUUCACCUAUCAACUUGAAUAUCAUCGAGCAUUGUUACACUUGGAGUCAUUAGAAUUAGUCAGUGAACAAGCAAAUAAUCAAUUAAAUAUUCGUUUAGACUCUUACAUGUCAUCGUCUUCCUCUAAUCAAACUUAUAAUGAUUUACUCGAGAAAAUAUGGAAUUAUUUAAAUUUAGAUGAAAAUGAUGACAGUGAUGCUCAUCAUGAGGAUGGUGAUGAUAGUGAUAACGGAAGUGGCAGCCAAAAUUCUGAGGAUAACGAUAAGUCCUAUGCAUCUGUUAUUAAAAAAUUAAAUCAGAAACGCCCCUCCAAAGACAAAGUGAAGGAUGAUAUAUGUCAACAACUUUCUAAGCAUUUAAACAAGUCAACUAUUGAAUUAUGGUGUAAAAUUAUUAAAAUAUCUUAUUAUUUAAAUAGGAUUUAUUCAAAUGAACGAUUUAUUAAGACUACAACUGAUGUAUGGAAUACCUGUGAUAUUGACAAACUUGGCGAGAAUUCAAUUGAAGAGAUUUACUUCCAGUCAAUUUCGUCAUUGGCACAAUUCACUUCAGCCUAUUUAGAAUAUUUACAUAAAUUCUCUGAAUGUAUUCUAGUGAAAGUGCAUAAAACUGAUACAGAUUUUGUGGAAUUAUCACAAAUUUUAGCAUGUUUCUUCCGUCUUUCUGUUGAAGCUCAAGUUUGCCUUUGUCAAGAAUUUAUAAAAAGCAUGAAAAGUAUACAUGAAAAGCAGCAGUCAAUUGAUACUGAAGAGGUGGACAAUGAAAAGACGAAACCAGCACUAUCAAUUAGUCAGUACACAUCUAAUCUCUUAUUAGAAUGUAGUAAUGCUGGCAGUUAUUUGAAAAAUGCAUCUAAUUUACUUGUGCCUGUUGUUCAGCUUGCCUGUAUAAAUCAUGCUCAAUCUUCGAAAGUUGAAUAAACACAUUUUUUUAUUAUUAGUAUGUUUAUUUUGGAGGAGCUUUACUGGGUCUUUUUUACUUUUCAUUGCCUUUGUGUGUGUGUGGAGAGAGCGAUGUGAGUACAUUGUGAAUAGUGCAAAUGAACUAAAAAAAGAUCCUCAACCAGUCUUUCAUUAAUAAACAGACAAACGUAUUUUAUUCAUUGGGUUCUAUUCCGUCUCAUCUUGUAAUUAUUUAUUGAUUUUUUCUCUUGUUCUCGAAUGAUUUGCUGGUUUUGUGUGUGUGUGUGUGUUUGUUUAUGUACAUUCCUACUGACUUAUAUUGCAAUAUGACAUAAAUUUAUACUGUAAAUUGUGUUUGUAAAUUUCUAUGUACCCAGAAAGUCAGGCAACUGUAAUCUUACCUAUUACCAAACAAAUUUGCCGGAGGAAAUAGAG